Pyrus x bretschneideri (Chinese white pear) is the source of this 678-nucleotide messenger RNA. Its product is annotated as cytochrome c. Gene Ontology annotation, biological process: mitochondrial electron transport, cytochrome c to oxygen; mitochondrial electron transport, ubiquinol to cytochrome c. Lineage: Eukaryota; Viridiplantae; Streptophyta; Magnoliopsida; Rosales; Rosaceae. The coding region runs from base 134 to 442 and encodes 102 amino acids. Gene Ontology annotation, cellular component: mitochondrial intermembrane space. The transcript has 3 exons. The record is from RefSeq and is a predicted model, not a curated record. Gene Ontology annotation, molecular function: electron transfer activity; heme binding.
CGGUGCGUCUCUGUCGAAAAUCAAAGUCUCUCGUCUGCAAACCCUAAACCUGAUCUCUCUCCUCUCCCGCUCUCUCUCUCUCUCUCUCUCUCUCUCUCUCUCUCUCUCUCUCUCUCUUUAGAUUUCUCGAGAAAUGGCGUCGUUUGCCGAAGCUCCACCCGGAGAUGCCAAGACCGGAGAGAAAAUCUUCAAGACCAAGUGCGCUCAGUGCCAUACCGUCGAGAAAGGCGCCGGUCACAAGCAGGGACCCAAUCUGAAUGGACUUUUCGGGAGGCAGUCUGGUACGGGUGCUGGAUACUCAUACUCUGCUGCUAACAAGAACAAGGCUGUGACAUGGGAGGAAAAUACCUUGUAUGAUUACUUGUUGAACCCCAAGAAGGUAUUACAUUCCCGGAACCAAGAUGGUGUUCCCUGGAUUGAAGAAGCCGCAGGAUCGUGCUGAUCUCAUUGCAUAUUUGAAGCAAUCUACUGCAUAAACAUUUUGCAGUAGUUAGAGGUGGUCACUUCAUACGAGGCGGACGGUACUAUUUUUUUGCCAAUAAAAUUUAAAACGGACGUUCAAUGUCUGCAAUUCUUGUUUGCAUGUCGAGCUUGCUUUUGUUUUUGUAGGAAGGGGUUGCUGUAAUUGCUGUAAUUGGCAAACACAACAUAUUCAAUUCAAUUAAGACGUUGCGACUA